This is a messenger RNA of Actinia tenebrosa (Australian red waratah sea anemone), 1824 nucleotides long. RefSeq names its product alkaline phosphatase. Lineage: Eukaryota; Metazoa; Cnidaria; Anthozoa; Actiniaria; Actiniidae. Gene Ontology annotation, molecular function: alkaline phosphatase activity. The record is from RefSeq and is a predicted model, not a curated record. Gene Ontology annotation, biological process: dephosphorylation.
CCUCGACCUCUGCUACACAUAUCUUUCUCUUGUCUCUCCGUUUGAUCCAAAAGGAUGACGAACAAUUUGGUUUUGCUGUUGUACUUAUUGCUGCCUUGGUGUUUCAGCAUAGUUAGCACAACUUUCGCUGCAAGUGCUCUUAACAACGAGGCCAAAAACGAGUGGUUUCAAUCCGGCGUCGACCUCAUUAAAGACAACCUACGACUCCGCGAAAAUCGCCAAACAGCAAAAAAUGUGAUAAUGUUCUUGGGCGAUGGGAUGGGCCCCACCACCGUCACAUCUGCUCGGAUUCUUGAAGGACAACUGCGUGGAGAGACUGGCGAAGAGAAUGCUUUGAGUUGGGAAAAAUUCCCCUGGUCGGCAUUCUCCAAGACGUACAACACUGAUCAACAAGUUGCCGACUCGGCAGGCACUGCCACAGCUUAUUUGAAUGGAGUAAAAACAAGAGCUGGUGUAAUCGCUGUUGACGAAACUGUCCGCAAAGGUUACUGCGCCGAUAUGACCGAAGCCACCAAAGUCAAGUCAAUCCUAACUCUCGCAGAGGAAGCUGGGAUGUCUACGGGGAUUGUGACCACAACACGCAUUACGCAUGCGUCACCGUCUGUACUUUAUUCUUAUAGUCCCGAUAGAAACUGGGAAAACGAUAUGAAAAUGAAAAGUAAGGCCAAAGAUGACUCUAGCUCUUGUAAAGAUAUUGCCCUUCAGUUGGCAGAAUAUUCAGUCGGUGAUGGCAUCGAAGUGUUAUUCGGAGGAGGAAGGCAAAACUUCUACCCAAAAAACCAAUCAGAUCCCGAGUAUCCCCAGCUACAAGGCAAACGCGGAGAUGGCCGAAAUUUGGUCAACGAAUGGCUGGCUAACAAUCCCGACUCACAGUUUCUGUGGAAUAAAACGGCUUUUGAUGCGUUGGAUGUCAAGACGGUCAAGCAUGUGAUGGGUCUGUUUGAGUACAGCCAUAUGCAGUAUGAAGUAGAGAGAGUCAACGAUACAGGAGGCGAACCUUCCAUCGCUGAGAUGACAGCUAAGGCCAUUGAAAUUCUCAGUAAAAAUCCCAAAGGAUUCUUUUUAUUCGUCGAAGGUGGACGCAUUGAUCACGGACAUCACGGUGGAAAAGCUGUAAAAGCCCUCAUGGAUACAGUUGCCAUGGCAAAAGCGGUAGAUAAGGCAGUCAGUAUCGUUGGAGAAGAGGAAACAUUAAUGAUCACUACCGCUGACCACAGUCACGUGUUAUCCAUAGCGGGAUACCCGCGACGAGGGAACCCAAUCUUCGAGUUAGUAGUCGAAAAAGACAAUGCCACAAGUGUUGGUAAAGAUGGCUUACCGUACACUACGCUAGGAUAUGCUAACGGGCCCGGUGGACUAUCCCUUAACGAAAGCAGGCAAAACCUCACAGGCGUGAAUACCGCUGACAAGGACUUCUUACAGCAGGCUCUUGUGAAGACGUCGAGUGAGUCACAUGCUGGAGAAGAUGUCGGGAUUUACGCUACUGGCCCAGGAGCGUAUCUCUUCCACGGUGUCGUUGAACAGCACUACAUUUUCCACGUGAUGGACCACGCCCUUUGUCUAACGAGCAGUAAGCAGGACAAGUGUUUCAAGCACGGGAUGAGAGGUGGUGAAGUCGUUACCAGGGGACCGCCGCGAUCAGGUUCUGCACCUCUGAUUCCGCUUGCUAUGUUGAUUAUUUUCGUAUCGUUUGUUGUGGCUAUGUUUUGAUCAACGCGUCAAAUGACUAGCUCUUCUCUAUAUUACCUUUUAUUCUAAAACCUAAGUACAUUUGUUUUCUUUCUUUUCUUUAUAGACGAAUAAAAUUUAUUACAUUUGUACUUA